UGCGAAUUCGGACUCUUUUGUAAAGCGAAAGGAAAUAUCCAGAUCGUUGAAAAAUGGCCAUGAGAUCCGUGCUGAGUCGAAUCUCGGCGAGUGUGUCUCGUUCCAUGGAGUUUACUCGGGGUGCGACUCGCUACUUCAGUGACGGCAAGGGCCGGGUUCUGGGCGAGGAGGAGCGCGCUGCCGAAAACGUCUACAUUAAGAAAAUGGAGAAGGAGAGGUUGGAGAAGCUGAAGCAAAAGACAGAGAAAGAAAAGGCGGAGAAAGCAAAAGAGGAUGGGGACAAGAAAUCUGAGGGGACCCAUCAGGAUUGAAAUGUUCAACUGCACUAGUGGAUAGCUUCUUGCUUUGGAGAUGAGGAAAAAUAAAAUGUAGCCAACUUUUAACUCUCGACCAGAUCUGGUAUUUUUUGUAAAAAUGUACGUUUCGUGUUAUCAUCUCUUAAACUGUAAUUUACAUGAGGCCUGUUUGUAUGCAGGUUCUUAAUUUGUUCAGAGGUUUCUGUUAAUGAUCUUGACCUUCGAUUUCUUGUGCUUUUGCAUUUGUUUUCAUGGGCUUC
This is a messenger RNA of Juglans regia (Persian walnut), 556 nucleotides long. Its product is annotated as ATPase inhibitor, mitochondrial-like. The record is from RefSeq and is a predicted model, not a curated record. The transcript is spliced from 3 exons. The coding region runs from base 54 to 311 and encodes 85 amino acids. Lineage: Eukaryota; Viridiplantae; Streptophyta; Magnoliopsida; Fagales; Juglandaceae.